AUGGGCUCUUGCGUCUCUAAAAACAGCUCGACUCGUGUUUCACGGCCUUCUGCUCUCUCCGCCUCGAAACAAACAGCGGCCAACGCACCUCCCGGAGCGGCAGGCGACGAUACUUCUGCGACGGCUGCAGCGGAGGAAGCCACGAAGAAAUCUCCGGCGAGUGGCCGGGGCGGAAAGGUUUUCUGUGAAGACGAAGUGCUCUCGGAAUUUCUGGAAGAUCAGGAAACUCUCCCAGGAAGCGCCGGCGCGGGUGCGACGCGUGGUCGCGACUGGGGCGGAGACACGCCGCGCUCGCGGAACCCGGGUCUCGGGCGGCCAGAUGGCAGUUGCACAUCCUCUUGCUCUCCGCGCGCAGUAGAAAAGGAACGGGCUCCUGUGACAGCGCGCAGCGGCGGAAAUGACUGGCGCUCUCCGUGUGCAGCAGAGGCCAGAGCUAGGCGCCGCGGAGGUCCCCGAGGCAGACUCCUUUCCCCUCGAUCGCCUCGCGUCUUCUCGCGUAGGCCGUCCUCUCGAGGCCGGUCGCGCAACAAGUUGCGAGGCAAGAAGGACAGCGAGGUGCACAAAGGAAAACUCAUCGCGGAUUCGCUCUCCUGCCUUGAUUCGUGGGAAGCGUCAUUUCUGCCUUCAGAGCGGCUCCGCGGAGAGCCUUUAACGCGGUUCGACACGGCGCGCAGCUGUCGGCGAGUGGAGCCCGGUCUGCUGGAGAAUCCUAAGUUCGCGUCGUUGCCUCCCACUCGAGGCGCCUCGCACUCGCCUUCUCCGCUGCUCGAGUUGCCCCUGGAGGCGCGCUGGACAGGAGGGGGGGUAGAACGAAGUUCCGAACGGUCUUCGGCGUCGCGUGCCUUGAGAUCUGCGUCGGACGCUUGCCGCCGCAGAGACAGGCACGACUCGCCGCUGAGGCGGUUUUCCUCUCUUCGUGAUUCUCGAGAGUUAUCAAGGAUUGAGAGAAGACCGGGCGAGGCGUCUCCGUCCUCUCAAUGCGCGGGGUGGCGCGGCGAGGAGAAUGACCCCAGCGCGCGUCACCCUCUUCUGCCUCGCCAUUCUUUCUCCUUGCCUCGCGGCGGACGCGUCUCUGCGGAACGCGAGCAGGCGCGUGAGAGCUGCUUGAGCGGGGGGGACGUCCGCGACUGCCAAGGCUUUGUCUCGGCGUCAGAGGCCAUCUGGAAAGAAGAGGUUGUGCAGGCGCCAACAGAGCCCGCCCCGCAGGCCUCGUUAUCUGAGAACGGUCAGGCGGUUGAGGCGAAGACGAGCGAGCCGAAGGAACUGGGUGAAGCGCUCUCUCAGGCGAACUCAGGAAUGCCGACCUCCUCGGAAGUCGCUCCGCCGCUCAACUCCGCCGCCGGCGACAAACGCGAGGCGCUUGACCAAACUCACGCUGAACACGGCGAAAUACACAAAGAAAAACAUGGAGGGGAUCGCAAGCCUGCGCAGAAGGCCAUUCUGCAGCAAGAUGAUUCGCACAAAGAGGAAGAAGCGCUUAGCGCGCAUCUUUCCUACCGCGAGAAGACGCCUUCGGACUUUGCGUUGAUUCGCGACAGUCUGAAAGCGAACCUCGUUUGUUCAUCUCUGAACGAAGGCGAAAUCGACGCGCUGGCGGUCGCUAUGCAGUUCUUCACUUUCAAGAAGGGAGACCUCGUGACCAAACAGGGAGAGCCUGGAAGUUAUUUUUUCAUCGUUCACAGUGGCGCAUUCGACGUGUUGGUCAACGACAAGCGGGUGAACGUAAUGGACAAAGGCAAGGCAUUCGGCGAAAUCGCGCUGAUUCACAACACGGAGCGGUCUGCGACCGUCCUCGCGAGCUCCGUGGAGGGCGCCCUCUGGGGCGUGCAGCGCCACACCUUCAGAGAGACGCUGAAGCAGCUGAGCAGCCGCAACUUUGCAGAAAACAGGCAGUUUUUGGCCUCGGUGAAGUUCUUCGAAAUGCUGACGGAGGCGCAGAAGAACGUCAUCACAAACGCGCUGGUAGUGGAAAACUUCAAGGCUGGGCAGCCGAUCGUCAAGGAGGGCGACGCCGGAGACGUCCUUUACAUCAUCAAGAGCGGGCGCGCCAUGGUUUCCAUCGGCGGAAAGGAGAUCCGCAUGCUCAAGAAAGGAGACUACUUUGGCGAGCGAGCGCUGCUCUACAAAGAGCCGCGGAGCGCGACGAUUACGGCGGAGGAAUUCACAGUCUGCGUGUCCAUUGGGCGCGAGUUGUUGGAUCGCGUGUUGGGCAACCUCCAACACGUUCUAUUCCGAAACAUCAUGGUGGAAGCCCUGCAGCAGAGCAAGGUUUACGAACUCUUCCAGGGCGACCAACUGAGCAAACUAAUCGAGGCCGCGGUGGUCAAGGACUACGCCCCCGACUACGUCAUCCUCGAUAAAGAAAAUAAAACAAAAGGCGUGCGUUUUUUCUUCGUCUUGGAGGGCGAGUUGUCGGUGUACGCGUAUGUGCAAAAUGUGGCAACGAAGGAGGAAGAAAAGAAGCUCAUCGCGACACUGAAGCGCGGUCAGGCGUUUGGCGAGGAGUACGUCCUCAACCCCACUCGCGCGUUCAACCACUUCGUGAAGAGCGUCGGCCCCUGCAAGCUCGCGCUGUUCACGUCCUCCGUUUUGACCGCCACGCUGGGCGGGGAAGACAUCGAUGAGACGCUGGACUUCAACAACAAGCGCGCCAUCAUCCGGAAGAUGUACAUCUUCCGCUAUCUCUCGGAUCAGCAAAUGACUAUGCUCAUUAAAGCCUUCAAAACUGUUCGGUAUAUGUCUGGGGAAUACAUCAUCAAGGAGGGCGAGCGCGGCACGCGAUUUUUCAUCAUCAAGGCGGGGGAAGUCGCGAUUUUGAAGAACAACAAGCGGCUGCGGACGCUCGGCCGGCAUGACUACUUUGGCGAGCGCGCGCUGCUGUACGAUGAGCCGCGAACAGCCUCAGUCUGCGCGAACUCCGCCGAAGUGGAUCUCUGGGUUGUUGACAAAUCUGUGUUCAACGAAAUUAUCAAGGGGCCUAUGCUUGCUCACUUGGAGGAGAGAAUUCGCAUGCAGGACACUAAAGUUGAGUUCCAAGAUCUUCAAGUCGUCCGGGUGGUCGGAAGAGGAACGUUCGGAACUGUCAAGCUUGUGCAGCACGUCCCCACCAACAUCCGCUACGCGCUCAAGUGCGUGUCGAGAAAGAGCGUUGUCGCGCUCAAUCAGCAGCAGCAUAUUCGCCUGGAGCGAGAAAUCAUGGCCGAAAAUGAUCACCCCUUCAUCAUUCGGCUAGUGAGGACAUUCCGCGACAAGGAGUUCCUCUACUUUUUGACGGAGUUGGUGACGGGCGGCGAGCUUUACGACGCGAUUCGCAAGUUGGGUCUGCUGGCGCGCUCCCAGGCGCAGUUCUACCUCGCCUCGAUUGUUCUGGCCAUUGAAUACCUGCACGAGCGCAACAUUGCCUACCGAGACUUGAAACCCGAAAACAUCCUCCUCGAUAGUCAGGGCUACGUGAAGCUCAUCGAUUUCGGAUGCGCAAAGAAAAUGCAAGGCCGUGCCUACACACUCGUCGGCACGCCGCACUACAUGGCCCCCGAAGUCAUCCUCGGAAAAGGAUAUACGCUCACAGCAGACACAUGGGCGUUUGGCGUCUGCCUGUACGAGUUCAUGUGUGGCCCUCUGCCGUUCGGAAACGACGCCGAGGACCAACUGGAGAUUUUCAGAGAUAUCUUGACAGGAAAACUCGUUUUUCCUCACUACGUCACAGACCAAGAUGCGAUUAAUCUGAUGAAGCGCUUGCUGUGUCGUCUUCCCGAGGUCCGCAUCGGGUGCUCUAUCAACGGCUACAAGGACAUCAAGGAGCACGCGUUUUUCGGCGAUUUUGACUGGGAUAAGCUCGCAGGGCGCGGCCUUCCUCCGCCGCUCGCACCGAAAGGCGAAACCUACGCGGAAGACACCGAACAGGGUUCUUUCGAGUUGGACGAGGACGACACGAUCGUGUUGGAAGAUGAGUACGACUGGGAUAAGGACUUCUGA
This is a messenger RNA of Besnoitia besnoiti, 3975 nucleotides long. Its product is annotated as protein kinase G AGC kinase family member PKG. Lineage: Eukaryota; Apicomplexa; Conoidasida; Eucoccidiorida; Sarcocystidae. The record is from RefSeq and is a predicted model, not a curated record. Gene Ontology annotation, cellular component: cAMP-dependent protein kinase complex. Gene Ontology annotation, molecular function: cAMP-dependent protein kinase activity; ATP binding; cGMP-dependent protein kinase activity. The transcript has 21 exons. Bases 1 to 3975 code for a protein of 1324 amino acids. Gene Ontology annotation, biological process: peptidyl-serine phosphorylation; signal transduction.